This is a messenger RNA of Pieris napi, 1887 nucleotides long. RefSeq lists its product as uncharacterized. NCBI's taxonomy places the organism in Eukaryota, Metazoa, Arthropoda, Insecta, Lepidoptera, Pieridae. The coding region runs from base 545 to 1300 and encodes 251 amino acids. The record is from RefSeq and is a predicted model, not a curated record. The transcript is spliced from 6 exons.
AGACGAGACUCGUGAAUCGUAAUGUUUAUGGUAGGAAAGACUUUUUAAUUUUAAUAUUUUACGAGCAAUUAGUGUCAAGCAACACCAAAUUGAAAACGUCAAAAAUAUAAAAAAAGCCGCAAAGGCUGUGUAUAUUUUAAUUUUACGUUUAAAAAUGUUGUUUUUCUUGCUUUUAUCACAUAUUUAGUGCAAUUUUUUUGUUCUAGUCCUUUUUUUCAAUUUACAAAAAGUAGCAAGUAUAAAACCAUUGACGAUAUUCAUUUUUGUGCCAUUUAUUAUUCGUGGUUUCUUUGUUAUGAAAAGAAGUUACUUUCUUAUGGUGAUUUUGUUUUGAAAAGUGAUAUCAGUACGCUAUGAAAAUGUGAAACAAAUGUUUUAGAGCCUAAUUGACACAAUGUACAUUCGAUAUCCCGCCAUUUUGUAAGAAAACUGGAAAAUCGCAAUUUGCAAUGUAGUGUAUUACGGUUUCCACACUAAGUAAGAAAGGAUGAAUUCAACAAUUUUCCAAUAAGAAUUGUGUUAGAAGUACAAUUAUACUAUAAAAAUGUCGACGUUACACAGUCAAACUGAUUGGACGAAGAUAAAACAAAAAAAUUUGGACUCAAAGUAUGAAAAGUGUAGAAAUAUUACAGAAGAGAUAUACAAACGUAUAAAUCUUACAUUUCCAGUGAAGAAAUUUGAGAAUCCACCUCAGAGUGAUCUGUCAGAAAGUGCAUCUAUUGACAGCAAUGACUUGAGUAAUGAAACUGACCUUUUUGCCUGUGAUAAAUCAUCUAUAUCAAGCAGUACUGAGUUGGAUGGAUUGGAGUUGGGUAGCAUUGCCUGUGAGAAGUAUAUUAACAUAAAUAACAAUGAAGAAAGAGUAAAGCAGACCUGGCAACCAAAAAGGCCAAAGAAAAGAUUCCGGAAACGAAUAAAGAAGCAACAAAAACAAUCAAAACAGUCAGAUGGUUCUAGUGAUGAGGGUCUACCACUUAGCCGAGUUGGGGAUAUAGAUGUUAGGCGAAGUACGUCACCUGAGAGACCUAAUGAUGUUAUGGGGGUGCCUAAUAUUGUCAUUAUCACCAGUGAUCUCAAAUAUAAAAUCAAAUCACCAACACCAGUCAAAGACAAGAAGAUAUCAAAACCAGAGAUAAUAGAAAGCAAAGAUUCAGACUCCUCUGAGAUAUCUAUAAAAGAUAAAAGAUUUUGCAAAAUUUGCAACUUGGUUUGUAGAGGGGAGAGAGGGCUUAGGCGUCAUCUUAAAAUGAGUCAUUUUGAAAAUCCACAUUUAACUGCAGAGCAACGGAAUUCACAAUAAGUUUGUGGAAGCUAAACGUCUCAGCACACGCCACACUGAUCAUUUGGAAUGACUUCUGAUGUAAAUGUUGGCGCUAAUGAUUUUUAAUAUCUUGAUAUCGUGCAAUAAAGACUCAAUUUUAUUUUCUCGAGUCUAUACCUAUAUACAAAAACCGUUAUAAAAAUAGUUUCAAACAACGCGUUCACGCGUCGGAGUGGUUUGUUUAUUUGUACUUUUUACGACUUAACGUACCUAUAAAAUUUAUAGAUAUAGAUAGAUGAUUUGGCGUUUUGGUAUUCAAGGGGAAUGGGUGGUUGUUCAGUAUUAAAAUAAGUAUUACGGAGCUAAGAUUAUUACAAUUUUUUAAUCAUAUAUUAUAUAAUUUGGUGUAAUUUGGACUUAAAUUUGAUGGAAAAGCUAGUAAUACUUAUUUAAAACCUGGAUGACGUAAAUGAUGGCAGGGUUUACAAUCUGUGAUUGGAUGUGAUGUAAGUUAGGAUGUCAUACCAUAAAUUAAAAAUAAUGGUUCGCUUUGACAAGUGACGUUGGUUGCCGUGGAAACAUUUUAAAACAUGGCGGAAUCUCAUAAGAUAUCAGGAAAACAUGAA